This is a messenger RNA of Heteronotia binoei (common prickly gecko), 1533 nucleotides long. RefSeq lists its product as uncharacterized. Gene Ontology annotation, biological process: peptide antigen assembly with MHC class II protein complex; positive regulation of T cell activation; immunoglobulin production involved in immunoglobulin-mediated immune response. Gene Ontology annotation, cellular component: MHC class II protein complex. The record is from RefSeq and is a predicted model, not a curated record. The transcript has 4 exons. Gene Ontology annotation, molecular function: MHC class II protein complex binding. NCBI's taxonomy places the organism in Eukaryota, Metazoa, Chordata, Lepidosauria, Squamata, Gekkonidae. Bases 679 to 1374 code for a protein of 231 amino acids.
AGUCCUUCCGGUAAAUGGCCACAGGAGGGCAGCAGAGAAUUAUAUUUGGACUCGAAGGAUUCCGCGUCGACCUUCAAGACUUCUUUCCGAGAGUCGGGAACACACAGCCUUCAUUUCAGGACAGAAAGAGAAGAUUGACAUGGCUGACCAAGGACCUGCCAACAAAGCAAAGUAGACUUCUCUUUAUUCUACCUGUGAGUUCCCAAAUUUCCCGCCUCUGUAACUUGAUAUUGUACAUUCUGUCUUUCCAUCACUCAUUGCUCUGAAUGAGACACAGAACUAUUUCUGGCUUUGGAGAACCACAGGGUGACUUACAGCACCUCAGAACAGACACGUCAGAGUAACAGACUACAAAUGGGUGGGAUUAUCUGGGCCUACCACCCAUAGGCCAAAAACUGUCAUCAGAAGGCCCACAGAGCAGUGGUGUUUCUGCUUUGAGAUUUUUUUUCCUUCCACUUUCUGACACUUAGGAGGAUGGAUCUGGAAACCCAAAGGUACGCAUGCCAAGUGUUUUCAUAGCCAUAUUCUUUGACAACACCCAGGUUUCUGGAAAGCUGAUCUCUUUCCUGAAUUUUCUGGUGGGGCUCCAGAUAUUUACAGGUGGAUCCCUUCCCCGAACUCCUCAGGAACUAUAUAAGCUAGCCUAGCUUGCUACUGAGCAUUCAGCCAGAUACCAACAUGGGAUCUGGCCUCUUCUUCCUUUCUGUGGGACUCCUUGCCCUCCAGACCAACCUGACCAGAACCUCCAGCCAGAAGGUUACAGGUGAUGCUCCCAGCCCUCCAAGCAACAACACUUUCCCCCUUCCCACAGAAAACCUGAUUUUGGAGCUACCGGUCACCUUCUUGUGCGGGGUGGAAGGACUUGACUUGAACAAAACUAUGGUGAGGUGGUUCCACAAAGGCGAACCAGAAGCCGUUUCUAUCGCCUCCUUUGGCGGCCCUUCGCACCACGAACUUCUCUACAUUACUGGAUUCCGUCUGGAGGACUGGACCCCUGGAGAUACUUACGACUGUGUGGUGCAGGCAGAGCCCACGGAUGAGGACAUGGGCAAUGCUUCAGCCUCCAACCAGACCCUCUUCAAGCCCGACUUCAUGGAGGACAGGAAAGAAUCAAAGAUAAUCUUUAUCUGCAUGAUUUUAGGAUUUUAUCCAGACAUCGACAUCCAGUGGCAGGAGAAUUUCAGCACCUUGCCUGAAGGCGUCGUUAUUAUCCACAACAGUAACAAGGAAGAUCCCUUUGUCAUGUACAGCAGAAUUACUUUCCCCAGUACAAGGGAGUUACGUGAAAAAACCUACUCAUGCAGAAUUGAACAACAAGAGCUCCCAAUCCAGCCCACCCAGAAGGCCAGGAAGAAAACUGGGGCCGAAGAAUGAAGACCAUCCCUGGUCCAGCCUUGUGUUAUCUCCUUUCUCCAACCCCAGAACUGGCUUUACUGCCAUCAGAUCAAGCCAUUUGGGAAUCAUCUCCAUGAGCUCCUUUGUGGUCAAUGGCUAAAUAAAAGACAAGCCCACAGAAUGCUGGGGCACCCAAAA